AUGGAUUCGCGAAUGCGCCGCGCCUCCAUCGAUGAAUAUCUCUCUUCAAAUUGGUCUUGUGCAGGUCCGAUUAAAGGAGCUGGAAAAGAGGCUUCAAGAAGGUCAGAUGCUCUAGCAUCCUCAAUUUGGUCGCAUAGCUUUGCUGAAAUACUACCAGUCUCCGAUCCACUCCACAAGAGAUACGGCAAGUUUCUGACCAGAAUUGAAGCAGCCAAGUUGCUUCACCCGGGUCAAGAUGCUAUCAACCGUACGCAAGCCUGGUUAGAAAAUCAUGGUAUUUCGAUUCAUCGUCAUAGGUUCAAUGCCGCAGAGGACUGGCUAAGAGUCACCGUAUCAAUCGCGGAAGCCGAGCGUCUUCUUGAUACCAAAUAUUAUAUCUAUAGAUAUGGGAAUAGAACUGCCGCUCGAGCAAUGGAGUGGUCAUUACCCCAAUACCUACACGACGUGAUUGAUACCAUCCAACCGACAACAUCUUUUAUGCGCCUGCCAGUCCACGUCAAAGCACGCCAGAAUGAAGACCAUGAGGUUACCGACCUCAAUCAACUUGCAGAAGACGUGGCACCAGGUACCGGAACGGCUGUCGACUUGAGUAAUAUUCCACCGCAUCUGACACCCCAACAAGCAUGCAACGCCAGUGCUGUAACACCCCUUUGCCUUCGUACGCUAUAUGGAACCCUGUACUACAAGGCCAGCGCUAAACGAGGAACAAGAAUGGCGCUGGUCAAUUAUUUAGGAGAGUUCAACAAUAGAUCUGAUAUUUCCCAAUUUCUCAAAGUCUAUAGACCAGACGCUCUUGCAGGAGCGGAAAGCUUUGAAGAUAUUAGCAUAAAUGGCGGUAUCAACCAACAAAGUCUUGUAACAGAUGAGCAAUAUACCCACGGUUCUGGGAGGGAAGGCAAUCUUGACGCUGAAGUCAUGAUAGGCAUUGCCCAUCCAAUUCCACUUACCACAUACACGGUUGGAGAAUCCGAGCCACCGUUUACACCGGACUCGUUCACUCCCACUAACACCAACGAGCCAUUCCUGACCUGGUUGAACUGGAUUCUAGACCAGCCUGACUCGGAGCUUCCCAGCGUGGUCUCCACUUCGUAUGGGGACAUCGAACAUACAGUUCCAAUUUCAUACGCACGCCGAGUUUGCAACGGUUUUGCCCAACUUGGUGCACGCGGGGUCUCCGUUAUAAUGGGUUCGGGAGAUCAUGGCGUUGGUCAUCCGGGUGACUGUUAUUCGAAUGACGGCCUGUUUACCCCCGAAUUCCUUGUGAGCUUUCCAGAUUCUUGUCCAUGGGUAACGUCUGUCGGGGCUACAAAGGGUAUCCAGCCAGAAGUUGUUGCAGUAAACAGCCGUAAUGGAUUCUCGUCAGGCGGAGGAUUCAGCAAUUACUUCCCUCGUCCGGAUUAUCAGACCAAUAAUCCCCAUAGUGUUGCACGAUAUCUUUCUAAGAUUGGGGGCCUUCACUCUGGCAUGUUCAAUCCAUAUGGGCGUGCAAUCCCCGAUGUUUCCACACAAGGCUAUCGCUAUGUCACCAUUUGGAACGGCGAGACAAAGCUCGUUGAUGGCACAUCAGCUUCAACCCCAACAUUUGCUGCCGUUGUAGCUUUGGUAAAUGAUGCGUUGGCGGCGGAGGACAAGCCACCUCUAGGGUUUCUAAAUCCAUGGUUAUAUGCGGAGGGAUACAGAGCAUUUCGGGACAUCAACGAAGGCACAAAUGGAGGCUGCAAUACAACUGGCUUUCCAGCUUUGCAAGGGUGGGAUGCAGCUUCCGGUUGGGGCACGCCAUGGUUUCCGAAGUUCAAGGAGUUGGCCUUGAAGAGAAGAUCGAGAGAGACUCGACCCUGGUAUAUCCAGUGGUUCUUGUAG
Histoplasma capsulatum G186AR is the source of this 1860-nucleotide messenger RNA. RefSeq names its product tripeptidyl peptidase. The transcript has a single exon. Lineage: Eukaryota; Fungi; Ascomycota; Eurotiomycetes; Onygenales; Ajellomycetaceae. Bases 1 to 1860 code for a protein of 619 amino acids. The record is from RefSeq and is a predicted model, not a curated record. Gene Ontology annotation, biological process: proteolysis. Gene Ontology annotation, molecular function: serine-type endopeptidase activity; tripeptidyl-peptidase activity.